This is a messenger RNA of Arctia plantaginis, 402 nucleotides long. NCBI's taxonomy places the organism in Eukaryota, Metazoa, Arthropoda, Insecta, Lepidoptera, Erebidae. The record is from the annotation of a GenBank genome assembly.
AUGGGUAUAAGAGCCAUUAAACAAAUCUAUAUAACAUUCCACAUUGAAUUGUAUAACAAAUCAACAUGGUUGCAACAUUCACAGUUCACAAAUCAGUACUGGUCACCACAAAACAAGGAGAGUCACUUACCUUAUGAUGCUUCUACUGUGGAAUCAAUCUACCAGGCUGAAAUACUUGGAUCCAAUUUCUCAGUGCGCCGGAUUAUGAUGUUAAAGUUCUCUGAGUACUUAGAGAACUACUUGUGGCCGCACUACGAGACGGACGAGGCGACGCAUGCUCACAUGAUGUCUAUCAUUGUCAUGAUCAACGAGAAGUUCCGGGAACGAGUGCCGGCUUGGCAGGUAUUCUUGAAAAAAACCAGACUAAUCACCAGAAUUCUUCGAACAAGUACUGCGCGCUAG